AUGUCAGCGAAUCCACCGAUGAAUCCACUGAACAUGCGCCGCGCCCUCAUAAGCGCUGGCCAGGAUUCCCGUUGGGCUCUGAUGGAUCGAAACACCAGGGUCGAGAAGAUCGAGAACACCAAGUUCUUGGGUGAUGCUCCCAAGGCUGCUCCAGAAUGCAAAUUGGCUUUGCCAGGCAACGCUGCUGCUGAGGACUUCAUUGACGACAAUGACAACACUACGAAGAAAACACUGGAUGACAUCAGGUCCAAGUACAACGUUUGGGUCAAGAUGAACCAUGGAGACCACUUCGUCACUCUCUCUGGUGAGAGCAUCAAAAGCUUGAAUUUGGCAAAGGAUGCACUGCGAGUUUUCUUGUUGGGAAUCAACCAGGACGUCCAAAAUAAAUUGAUCAUCCUCACCCACCACUCUAUUGCGGCGACCCAGGCUUAUGUUGAAAUCAAGCCAAACAAUCAUGACAGCUCGUCAUACCGACCUGUCGCGCUGGUGAUAUCAGCAGAGGAGGAUCUGAUUGACCUUUCCGAUGAUGCGGAGGAAGAGAAUGAGACCAACUUUCAGCAUGGCCUUGAUGGACAAGGCCCCGAUAGCGUUGCUGAUACUGACACCGUACUCAGCAACCUGAUCGGCGGCCUUGCGGAUCAAUUCGGCGUAGCCAUUCAGGAGACCGGUAAGCGUCUUCGCCCUGCUGCUGGCGAACUGCGAGUGAGAGCGCACAUGGGCGUCUUCACGGUCAAGAAGCGCCAGUCCAAGACAGACAAGUAUCAGUCCGACGAGGCGUUGAAAAAGUUCCUCAACAUGGGAGCCGACAGAGGCUACGUCUUUGUCGGUCACAAGCUUGGCAACGAGUCCUGGGCUGCUCGUAUGCUCGAGAUCAUCUACGAGACCGAGGACCUGGACAAUCCCACCACUGCCGAAUUCUUGGCGGUGGACCCUACGGCUCUCUCCCUCCGAGAUAUCAAGCCCAAGUUCACCCUGGUGCUUUUCGCAAAGGAUCUCAAGAUUGAGGUGGACGUCACGUACGAUGCCAAGUAUCGUCCAUGCCCGGAGACCGGCAGCGUGCGUGCGUUCUCCUUCAACCGAGACAAGGUUGCCGAGGUUGCCGUAUCUUGCCCCAAUAGGAAGUUUGACUGGCACCUGUCAGUCGAAGCUGAGAGCCCCAAAAGCCGAAUCCCUGCGGAGGUAUUCGACUUCAUUGCUCGCGGCCUCAAGUUCAAGCGCCCAAUCCCCACAAAGUCAGAAAUCGACGACGAUUUCCCGUUCACAGAGGUGAACGCUUACUUGCUUCGUGCCGCGAGCAUCGACAACAUUGCCUGCAAAGUCUUCUGGACCUUUCAGACUGCCAAUGCCCCUUACUGCCUUGAGGUAUCAGUCUAUCACGAGUGGGGCGCUGGUUUCUUCCAGGAAACCAAUCCUAUCUACCCUUGGAAUGCACUGAACACCGCUGCUGUCCCACGGCCGAUUAAGUCUUGCGGGAUUUCCCUUUACGGACAAGAUUGGGACCACAAGAUACGGGACAUCAACAAACCGGGAGGAGGACGGCAAGCUGAUUUUGCCAAUGGAUUUCCCGAUUUAUUCGUCAACGAGGAUUCCAGCUCCAGCAUUGAACAAUUCUUGCGGGAAAUGCAGCGUCUGCAUGAUUUCACAGAGUUGGCUAGUGUGGCAGCAAUGACUGAGCCGGUUCCACCCCUUGCAGAGUCGGCCAUGGCCUAG
Diaporthe citri is the source of this 1710-nucleotide messenger RNA. RefSeq lists its product as uncharacterized. The coding region runs from base 1 to 1710 and encodes 569 amino acids. The transcript is spliced from 3 exons. The record is from RefSeq and is a predicted model, not a curated record. NCBI's taxonomy places the organism in Eukaryota, Fungi, Ascomycota, Sordariomycetes, Diaporthales, Diaporthaceae.